Messenger RNA from Carcharodon carcharias (great white shark), 2352 nucleotides. RefSeq names its product zinc finger protein 774-like. NCBI's taxonomy places the organism in Eukaryota, Metazoa, Chordata, Chondrichthyes, Lamniformes, Lamnidae. The transcript is spliced from 2 exons. The record is from RefSeq and is a predicted model, not a curated record. Bases 256 to 957 code for a protein of 233 amino acids. Gene Ontology annotation, biological process: regulation of transcription by RNA polymerase II. Gene Ontology annotation, molecular function: RNA polymerase II cis-regulatory region sequence-specific DNA binding; DNA-binding transcription factor activity.
GACUGAAGCUGCUUAUAGCGGGUGAGUGAAUGUCGAGCGGAGCAAACUAACAGAGUUAGUGGGUGUGUGAGGAGGAAUGGAGCCAGCGGUGUGGGCAGGGAGGCUUCAUAAAGAUACAGUGCAGGCUGCAGACCCCAAAUAACAAGGGUAUUAGAAGGGGAGGAUUUACAGUCAGGAAACUGAAACCAAACAUCACAUCAGACUUUGAUGGAGUCGCCCAUUCUAUCGUAACCUGAAUAUCAUUGGAUUUUGAACAUGGAGGGAAAAAGCACUGUUCACAGUGGGGAGAAACCGUACACGUGUUCUGUGUGUGGACGAGGCUUCAGCCGAUCAUCUGACCUGUCAAAACAUAAGCGCAGUCACAAUGGGGAGAAACCGUGGAAAUGUGGGGAUUGUGGGAAGGGAUUCAAUUACCCUUCCCUGCUGGAAAUUCAUCGGCGCAGUCAUACUGGAGAGAAGCCAUUCACCUGUUCCAAGUGCUGGAAGGGAUUCACUCGGUUGUCCCACCUGUUGACUCACAAGCGAGUUCACACUGGGGAGAGACCUUUCACCUGCUCUGAGUGUGGGAAGGGAUUUACAGAUUCAUCCAACCUGCUGACACACCAGCGAGUUCACACUGAGGAGAGACCUUUUAAAUGUCCAGACUGUGGGAAGUGCUGCAUAAGUUCUGGGAAUCUGAUGUCCCAUCAACGUCUUCACACUGACGAGAGACCGUUCAGGUGCUCUCACUGUGGGACCGGGUUCAGAUGGUCAUCUCACCUCACUGAACACCAGCGCAGUCACACUGGGGAGAGGCCGUUCACCUGCUCAGAAUGUGGGAAGGAAUUCACUCAGUCAUCCCACCUGCUGACACACCAGCGAGUUCACACUGGGGAGAGACCGUUCACCUGCUCCGAGUGUGGGAAGGGAUUCACUCAGUCAUCCCACCUGCUGAGACACCAGCGGGUUCACAAGUAACUACAGUGAUUGGAUGUUGUUGUGAAAUUCCAUCCGGGACUAACCAUGUUCAUUUGGGGCUGUUUCUGCUGAUGUUAGUAAACUACAGCCCAGUUAUAGUGGUUGAUAUUCUGGAUAAAAGUCAGAUAAAUCAGCUUUAUGUUCAACUCACCAUGUGUCAAGUCUUUUUAAUAUCUCAAACACAAGUUAGUUCCUUUUGAAGGGCUCUCCCUCUCCCCUGUCUCCUCCAUCCUCACCUCCAACAACAAGUGUGAGGAGCUCAUGGAGCUUCUUUGUCACUAAGAUUGAGACAAUCCGAUCAGCUGCCUCUGCUGCUUCCCUCCCUCCCACUAGCCCACCGGGACAAACUGUCUCUAAGGUUUCCUCUUGUCUGAGCCCUGAACCCACAUCUUUCUCCAGUUUCUCUCCCAUCUCCCCUCAUUCUUUCUAAGCAAAAGAUAGAGAGCUAUUCCUAUAAUAUUCAAUACAUUUCUGAAGAUUUUAUAAGGUUAAUUAGACAGUGAUUUCUUACAGAUCUCCCCACCUUGAAAAGGGAAUAUCCUGAUUGACUUCUCACAACUGAUUUCUGACUAACCUAUUUCUAAGCUCCGAGCUUGUUUUCCUAAUUUCUUGAAGACAAACUGUAGAUAACAUACUAAAACUGCCAGAAUGAUCAGAAUCAGCAACACAAAUCCUUGAGCUGCCACCAAGAAUAAAUGUCAAAAUGUGAUAACUAUCGACUUAGAUUCAUCCUCCCCACCUGCUGAUCAUCCCACACAAUUCUACAUUUUUAGCAUGUGGUAAAUACAUCUGGUUCAAACAAAAGUUCAUGCACGGACUUUAAAGAUUCUCCAUCUCUCUGUUCACCUCCAUCCACCUUGUGGAUAUUUUCUAAAUCCAGAUUCUAUUUCCCCCUUCACUUUAACUUUAGUCCCUCUGAUAGGUACCAGUGUGUUUAAUUCAAUGCUGAUUGUUUUAUAGUUAGUUUCACUAUGGAGUGUGUGUUAAUGUCUUGAUGAUUUAAAAUGUCUCAUUCAAUUUUCCACAAUAAUCACUUCAUGUUGUUCUGUUGUCGAGUAGCUGAGCAUGUCUGGGACCUGUUCUUCAGUGUAGGGUCACCAUGCAUUUCCACAUGUUAAUUACACCACAUGGAACAUAUCACAUCUGCACAGUCACGCUGUAUCCCAAUAUCAUGCUGCAUGUGCCAACCUACGCAAGUUACUCUUGGUCUUUCAGGUGAUCUUAUCAAAAUAUCAAUGGGGUGUCUGCCUGAAGAUCUUUGCUGAUCUACCCCUGCAUGGUUCUGGAGUCUCAGAUAGUGGCCAGACUCUCAAAUUCAGUUUCUUUUAAAAUACAGAGACAAGGACACAAACAUCACCAAGAGAAAUCUCUGUUUACUGGUCUCAUCUACACUUC